Erythranthe guttata (spotted monkey flower) is the source of this 2268-nucleotide messenger RNA. RefSeq lists its product as uncharacterized. The record is from RefSeq and is a predicted model, not a curated record. NCBI's taxonomy places the organism in Eukaryota, Viridiplantae, Streptophyta, Magnoliopsida, Lamiales, Phrymaceae. Gene Ontology annotation, molecular function: metal ion binding.
CAUAAUUUAGCAGACCAUAUCAAUAGUGGUACCAAACCGAGUCCUACUAAUCCUGGGCAGUCCAAGAGACAAGCGCGUGAACCCAAUCGACACCCCGUUGCUGAGCUGUUAAAACGACAUGGAAAGAAAAUCUCUUACCAAAAUUGCCGCAGGCACACGCACAUACAAUCAUCGCCUGUGUAGGGUUUCGAGCAACCUGAAUUUUGAAGUAUUUAGUUUUUGUUGUUUCGAAAAAUCACCUGGAGCGGCGCCUGAAAACUCUUCAAGUACUUGCGAUCAUCACCGUAAUUAAUUGUAAUUUUGGAGCAGGAAAAUUGUUUAAUUGAAUAAGAUAAACCUCGCAUCAUCGUAAAAAUGAGGGACUCCGGAAAAAGGGUUAAGCUUUCGCAGGCGCCUGUGUCCAACAUACGUAAGGUAAAGAGCAAUGCAACAGAAAAACACUCUUCAGAAGUGCAUGUUAAACCAAAGAUGUCAAUUAAUCAUCUUGCUUGGUACGUUGCAUUAAAUUCAAAGCCAUCGGAACAGAAGAAUUCACGAAUUCCCCAGAUCAAAUGGAAAUGCCCUCCCAAAUUUUAUUUAAAUACAAGCUGGUAUGUUGCUGCUGGAGAGGGAAGCCAGGAAGCAGAGGCUCAAAAGUUUAGGGAAAUAACUGUGCAAGAAAUUGUUUAUCCUAAUCUCUCUAAAGUACCUUCCAGUUCACCGGAUAUGGAAGGAGGUGCAAACACGGAUGAUAGUGAGAUACCGAUAAUCCCAAUCAUUCCCAUUGAAGCAGAAGCAGGAGAAGCAGAAAAUCCAUUAGGUACAUCACCACUAGUAGAAAAUUGCAUCGAAUCACAACCCCCGAAAGGUCAUGACAAAUCUUGUGCCGACAUAUUACAACAUGGUCUAGAAAGGGUUGGUACGGAAGUUGCUACUGCUGCUACAAUCAUGCCAACUGAAGAACAGAUGGUUGAACAUGUAACUCCACCACCUGUACCAGAAGAAGAAGAAGCAAAUACACCAUCCUCUGUUUUACCAAGCUUGGCACCUGAUGACAAACUACCCGAUGGAUCAACGGAGGCAUUGAGUACGUUGCUCACUUCCAAUUCCAGCCCACAAAAAGAUAAUCAAUCUCCUUCGUUGCCUUGCAGUGAAGUCCAAAAAGCAAUCAACAAACCAGCAAAUAAACAAGGUGAUAUCCAUUCUGCUAGUGAACCAAUAUGGAAAUCAAGAAAGCUGAGUCCCUUAGCAAGAUUUUCAAAUUCCGUUGUGCCUCCUAACUCGAGACCCAAUGAAGAAACCAGAUUGGUCGACCAAUACACACUACCACCUGGUGUUAUUGCUCAGGUAAGACCUCUAAUAAUGCCUUGCAACUUUAGAACGGGCGAAGAAUCGAUCGAGGAAUUGAUGGAGCGAUAUGCACCACCACCACGUCGUAUUGCUCAGGUAAACCAGGUAAGGCAUUGCAAUUUGAGACCCCAGGAAGAAACAAUUGAGCAAUUGAUUGCAAAAUAUGGACCAGCACCACAUGGUGUUGGUGGGUAUGUGCUGCCUCUUAAUCCUUCACCGAAUAUGGGAGGGAUUAAGAGAAUGAUUGAUGAAUAUGGAGUAGCGGAUCAUGGAUGGAGAAAUACACCAAAUCUUCAUGCCUUUCCCAAUAUGUUGGAGUCGAAUUUCAAUGCAAAUGGUAAUUUUCAAUUUCCCCUAUAUCCCCACCUCAGUACUCCCCCCCCUCCACCGGACUUGCACUACAAGUCCACAAUCCAGCAACAUGGAGAAAGAAGGCACGAUAGUCGUCACUUUAGCGAACCUACAGGUCAUUAUUACAUGCAAGGACUAGAAUUGGGACAUAACAGAACCACAUCAAUUGAAACAAAUAAAAAACACGAGAAGAAGGCUUGCAUGUAUUUCAAUAGUCCAAAAGGAUGUCGGAAUGGUUACAAUUGCCUAUACGAGCAUGACAUGUCUAAGCAUUCGAGGGAUGGUGGGAGUGUUGAUGUUCCAGUAGCAAAGAGGAUCAAGUGUACACUUCGUGGCCCGGAAAAUUGUGCCGGACGGAAUUGGUAGCAAACAUUUUUGUUUUUGUUUUUUUUUUGUUUUUUAUACUGGAAAUACACAUUGAACUCAUCCCUAAAAACGGAGUUUACAAAAUUUUGAUACUUGACAAUCCUUCAUUAAAUACAACACAAAGACCAAACAAACUAUUUUUUCUUUCAAUAGUUUGUGCUAAUUUGCAAGAAUUCCAGGCACUUCAGAAAGAAUGUUAUAUUAAUGGAAUUUUUGCUGCAU